UCCUCCCUGCUCUGUGGUCGGACUCUGAUGUGUGUUUGCACUGUUACUAAUAGACUGUUUUUGCCGGGUCAAUAACAGUUAUCAGAACGAGAUGAAGUUCCUCUGCAGUGGAUCAAUUGCGCCUCUCGUGCUUCUCCUCAUCCUGCCAGUUUGCCGGGCUGCUCAUGGGCGCUUCGCUCAGAAACUGAUGAAAGACUUAUUUACCAACUACACCAAUGCUCUGCGGCCGGUGGAGGACACCGACUACAUCAUCAAUGUCACAUUACAGGUCACUCUCUCCCAGAUCAUUGACAUGGAUGAGCGGAACCAGAUCCUGACUACCUACCUGUGGGUCCGCCAGGUAUGGAUGGAUGCCUUUCUCACAUGGAAGAAGGAGGACUAUGAUGGCCUUGACACCAUCCGCAUACCCAGCAGCUACGUUUGGAGACCCGAUAUUGUUCUGUAUAACAGUGCAGAUGAUGAGUUUUCCAGCUCCAUGGAGACCAAUGUUGUUCUUCGUAACGAUGGCCAAGUCAUGUGGGACCAGCCAGCCAUCACCAAAAGCUCCUGCUCUGUUGAUGUGGCCUUCUUCCCCUUCGAUUUGCAGCAGUGUGACCUAACCUUUGGCUCCUGGACUCACAACGGAAACCAGAUGGAUUUGUUCAAUGCCCUGGACAGCGCCGACUUGAAAGACUUUGUCCCCAAUGUGGAGUGGGAGGUUCUGGGAAUGCCAGCCAAGAAAAAUGUCAUCUUGUAUGGCUGCUGCUCAGAGCCAUACCCAGACAUUACCUUUUCCCUCCACCUGAAGAGGCGGGCCUCCUUCUACAUCUUCAACCUCCUCAUUCCCUGCAUGAUGAUCUCCUUUCUGGCUCCGCUGGGCUUUUACCUGCCAGCGGAUUCAGGUGAAAAGGUUUCUCUGGGUGUCACAGUGCUGCUGGCCCUCACCGUGUUUCAGCUGCUCGUAGCUGAGAGCAUGCCACCCUCUGAGAGCGUCCCGCUGAUAGGAAAGUACUACAUUGCCACCAUGACCAUGGUCACUGCAUCAACAGCGCUCACCAUCUUCAUCAUGAACAUCCACCACUGUGGCGGGGAGGCUCGUCCCGUGCCUGAAUGGGCCGAGCGCUUCAUCCUCAAGUACCUCGCCCGCAUCUGCUUCGUGUACGAGGUGGGUGAGAACUGCCUCGGUGGCGCCAGGAAAGAACCUUUAUCACAGGAGGGGUCUGACAGCCCAUCAGCCAAUGGCGGCAGCACCAAAGGAGCAAAUUGGGAUGUCAAUGGGAAGGCGUGGGGAGGAAAGGUGGAGGUGGAGCCUCUGAAGAUGGGGCAGGAAGUAACCAACCAGACAGACUGGAAAGAGGAUCUGUUUGUGACCAUUGACCACUCACAGGAGAAAGGAGCUGCUGUAGUGCGAGGGGAGGAAUCAAACUGCGGUGAGCACGAAGAGGAAAAGAAAGGCGUAGGUGUUGAGGGAGGAGGUGGAGAUGGGGGGAACAGGAGGGAGAUCUUGGUGAAGUGUUUAUGCCAACACCAGGAACUGGGCAAGAAUGUUGAGUACAUUGCCAACUCCUACCAGGACCAGCGAGCAGCACAGCUGCGCAUCGGCGAGUGGAGGAAGGUCGCCAAGGUCAUGGAUCGCUUCUUCAUGUGGCUCUUCUUCAUCAUGGUCUUCUUCAUGAGCAUCCUCAUCCUGGGAAAGUCCAUCUGAUGGA
This is a messenger RNA of Maylandia zebra (zebra mbuna), 1688 nucleotides long. Its product is annotated as neuronal acetylcholine receptor subunit alpha-10. Gene Ontology annotation, cellular component: postsynaptic membrane. Gene Ontology annotation, molecular function: acetylcholine-gated monoatomic cation-selective channel activity; transmembrane signaling receptor activity. Lineage: Eukaryota; Metazoa; Chordata; Actinopteri; Cichliformes; Cichlidae. The record is from RefSeq and is a predicted model, not a curated record. Gene Ontology annotation, biological process: monoatomic ion transmembrane transport.